Messenger RNA from Penicillium bovifimosum, 420 nucleotides. RefSeq names its product actin-binding ADF family protein. Gene Ontology annotation, molecular function: actin filament binding. The record is from RefSeq and is a predicted model, not a curated record. The transcript is spliced from 3 exons. Bases 1 to 420 code for a protein of 139 amino acids. NCBI's taxonomy places the organism in Eukaryota, Fungi, Ascomycota, Eurotiomycetes, Eurotiales, Aspergillaceae. Gene Ontology annotation, biological process: actin filament depolymerization; actin filament severing; cell motility. Gene Ontology annotation, cellular component: cytoplasm; actin cytoskeleton; actin cortical patch.
AUGACCAAAGCCCACGCAACCAUCACGCCUGAAUGCGAGGUCGUCUUUGACGAAGUCAAAGGCACCAAUAACCUCGAUUACGUCAUUUACCAAGCAUCCGCACACGACAAGAAGAUCACCGUCGCCGAGUCCGGGAAGUACGAGAACUACGAUGACUUCCUCGCCCAUUUCAAGGACGACACCCCGCGCUACGCUGUUGUAAAAUUCAAGUACAAUUCGCCAGCUGGCGAUGGGCAGCGGAGCAAGCUGGUGUUCAUCACGUGGGUUCCUGAGGGUGCAAGCAUCCAUGACAAGUCGUACUACACUUCGAACAAGGAUCAUCUGUUCUAUGCGCUGCUGGAUAUUAGUCUCCAUGUGCAGGCGCAUACGCAGGCGGAAUUGGCUCAUGCUACGAUUCUGAGCAAGUUCAAGGCUCUCUGA